This is a messenger RNA of Effrenium voratum, 600 nucleotides long. Lineage: Eukaryota; Dinophyceae; Suessiales; Symbiodiniaceae. The record is from the annotation of a GenBank genome assembly.
AUGGGGCUUCGCUUGGUCCAGUUUGCCUUGAUUGUCGCCGGUCCACCUUGCUCAAUGUUCAUUUUCUUGUCUUCAAGCCAACAUCAGAGGCACAUCUGGGGACCCUGUGGAAAUCCUUUCGACCGUGCCACGCAGCUGGCCAACCUGAUUGCUUCCAACACCGUAGUCUUCCUGCGGAUCAUCAAGCAGGUCCGAGUGGCGUGGGUUGUUCUGGAGCAGCCCCGGGGCAGCUGGCUGCUGAAGUUGCCAGCAGCUGUGGCCUUGUCUAGUGAGCUGCAGCUGGGCCGCGUGAGCACGCACAUGUGCUUCUGGGGCCAUCAGCUGGAAAAGGCCACCGUUCUUGUGGGAGAUCUGCCCAACCUUUCAGCCCUACAUCGCCGGAUGACAAAAGGCAUGAGACGCAAGAUGCAGAGAGCGCACAAGACACACCCGCCUAUGUGGGUUAGAGAUGCUCGUGGCAAGGUCCAUGGCGCCCCACGCUUGGCACAAAGUGCAGUUUACCCUCGCCGGUUCUGCAAUGAUCUUGCGCUUCUCUGGAAGCGGGCGUUCGUUUCACACUUGCUUCAGAGGUGCUUGGCACACGUUGCUCGUGGCCGAUGA